Colletotrichum higginsianum IMI 349063 is the source of this 2787-nucleotide messenger RNA. Its product is annotated as RNA polymerase rpb1 c-terminal repeat domain-containing protein. The transcript has a single exon. The record is from RefSeq and is a predicted model, not a curated record. Bases 1 to 2787 code for a protein of 928 amino acids. NCBI's taxonomy places the organism in Eukaryota, Fungi, Ascomycota, Sordariomycetes, Glomerellales, Glomerellaceae.
AUGGCUCCCACCCGUGACCUUGCGCCCGCAAAGGGCCGUGGUCGCUUCAGACUCAGACGGCCCUCUGUCUCCAUCCCAGACAGCACUCCGUUGGAGAAGUUGGACCUGUCCAACGCCAACGUUUCCGAGAUCUCACUCGCCCCCAUGGACCGCUCGGCAGACAACAGAUCCGACCUGAGCAUCAGCUCAUCCGGGAGCUGGAGGAACAAGGACAGCAGCAACAGCAGCAGCAGCAGCAGCGGGAAGCCUCCGUUGAUGUUCAAGCCCCCUGCCCUCCGCUACCGUGCGUCUCGCCCAGAGCUCGGCCGGCCGUGGAGGCGCUCCAACGAAGCUGUCUACCCUUCCGCCGACGACACCAACGACUCGGAUGUCGAGUCCAAGUACAGCUUCGACUCCCGCUCCACCAUCACCAACGCAACCAGCGUCGAGGACUUUGACACCCACCCCAGCAAGACUGACACUUACACCUCGGCCGUCCGCACCCGGCCGUUCACUGUUGAGAAGCAAGUCACUAGAACCACCACUACCGCCACUAUUCCACCUCCCCCAGCCAAGCCCGCCAACCUUAAGGGCGCCCGGGUCGACAUCGUCGCGCCCAAAAGACAGACCGUCCACAUCCAGGUGGCCCCUGUGGCCCCCGCUCCUCCCGUGGUCCAGACCAUCACCUCUCAGGAGCUCCGUGAACGUGAGAAGGUAGAGGAUGGGCUCCUCAAGGAGAUCUCUCGCAUGAAGGAGGAGACCAAGAGCCUCCUCGGCAAGCAGUCCGACACCGACAAGAGACUCGAAGACGCCCUGGAGAGGCUCUCGACACUCUCCGCCGACAAGGAAAAGACGGAGAAGAAGCGCCGCGAGGAGAGGAGUCUCAAGGACAAGAUCGCCCGCGACUUUGAUGAGCAGAGCCGGCUCCUGGAUGACGUCAAGAGCUGCCUCAGCGAGCACGAGAAGAAGCUCGAGGAUGUCGCCCGCGAACGGGACCAGCUCAAGGGCAUCAAGCAGCGGCUGGAAGCCAAGUCCAACGACCUCGAGAAGCAGAUCGCUCUCGAGAGGGAUGCCAAGGACGAGGUCGCCAACAAGAACGCCGUCUUGGAGAUGGACAUUGCCGAGCAGGAAAAGAUCAAGAAGCACUUUGAGACGCGGUGCCGCGACCUGGAGAGGAGCGUCGGCGACGCCCACUACGUCACCAAGGAGACAGAGCGCGCCCUCAUCGAGCGGAUCGCCGCGCUGGAGCUGACCAAGGAGAGUCUCCAGGUCCGCGUCGCCGGGCUCGAGACGGAGCUCAUCCGCAGGGGCACCGAGAUCGGCGACAUCACCGCCGAGCGCAACCUCUUGCGGAUGGACGUCGACAAGUACAAGCCCCAGGUCGACCAGCUCAACAAGGAGAACGGCGCCCUCACGGAGGCCAAAAGGGGCCUGCAGGCCCGCAUCGACGACCUCGACCAGCAGAAGAAGGGGCUCGAGGCCAACGUGGAGAAGCUCGAGACGGAGAAGAAGAGCGCCCAGGACAGCUACGACGCGCUCGAGGCGGAGAGGAAGGGACUCGAGGCCGACAUGGAGAAGCUCAAAACGGAGAAGAAGGACGUGGAGAGCCGCUUCGGCGCUCUCGAGGUCGAGAAGCAGGAGGUCGAGGUCCGCCUGACGCAGCUCGAGACCACCAACACGGAGAUGCAGACCCGCUUCGAGAGCCUCGAGGCCACCAAGGGCGAGCUCGAGCUCGGCAAGGGGCAGCUCGAGACGCAGGUCAAGACGCUCGAGGGCGUCAAGGCCAAGUACGACAAGCUCAAGACGCGCGUCGAGGGCCUCAAGGACAAGAACGCGACGCUCCAGUCCCAGGUCGGCGCCCUCCUACAGGACCAGGACGACAAGAGCUCCCAGAUCCUCAGCCUGGCCGAGGAGCGCAACAGCCUCCGUUCCGAGAACGCGUCGCUCAAGGACGAGAACGAGUCCGUCACGAGCGAGCUCCGACGCGCCGAGUCGCUCAUGGGCUCCGUCGCCGGCUCCGUGACCCCCUCCGUCGUGGGUUCCGCGGACGAGAGCGACGCGGACACCGUCAAGGGCGAAGACGACGCCCCGCCGCCGGCCCCCGCGGAGGCGCCUCCUGCACCCCCUUCGACGAAGGAGGAGGAGGAGGCUGCUGCUGCGGUCCCUAUCAUCGAAGAAGCACCGCCGGCCCCCGAGGAUGUCAAGGACGACGCGGUCAGCGCCAAGUCCGUGGCCCCUGAGCCCGAAGCGGCGGAAGCGGAAGCAGCACCGGCACCCAUCGACAACGACGCCGGCACCACUACCACCGAGAAGGCCGAGUCCGCAUCGGUCAAGUCGGUCAACUCGGCUACCCCCUCCGAGUCGGCCGUCAUGGAGGAGCUCCGCCAGCGCAUCGCCGAGCUCCAAGGCCGCAACGAACAGCUGCAGUCCGAGACCGUCAAGCUCGGCUCCCUCAUGGCGGAGAGGGACGAGCUGGCCACGCGGGCCGCGGCGAUGGAGCCCGAGGCCCGCCAGGCGCCGCAGCUGCGCCAGGAGAACGCGGCGCUGACGUCGCAGCUGGGCCUCGUCAACGCCCAGCUCGACGGCCUCCGCGCGUCGUACGACGCCUCGGUCGCCGAGGUCAACGGCCUCAGGGACCAGAUCGGCCAGCUGCGCGGGCGGCUGUCGAGCACGCCGUCGUCUUCGCUCCAGUCGCGCUCGAGGGAGUCGUCCCACGCGCGGCAGCCGACCAAGACGAAGAAGGACAACGACAAGAAGAAGGAGCAGUUGGUGGUCGUGCGCAACCCGAACGAACGGGGCGGCAUGUAA